Apaloderma vittatum (bar-tailed trogon) is the source of this 8124-nucleotide messenger RNA. It is a transcript of the gene FN1, whose product is annotated as fibronectin 1. Gene Ontology annotation, molecular function: integrin binding; proteoglycan binding. The record is from RefSeq and is a predicted model, not a curated record. Gene Ontology annotation, biological process: cell-substrate junction assembly; heart development; nervous system development. Lineage: Eukaryota; Metazoa; Chordata; Aves; Trogoniformes; Trogonidae. Gene Ontology annotation, cellular component: extracellular region.
UCCCCGCCCCGCUUCCCCCUCUCCUGGUCCCCUGCAGAGACCUGUUAUGACAAUGGAAGAUACUAUCAGAUAAACCAGCAGUGGGAGCGCAUUUACCUGGGGAACACGCUGGUCUGUACCUGCUACGGUGGGAGCCGAGGGUUUAACUGCGAAAGCAAGCCCGAGCCUGAAGAGACUUGCUUCGACAAAUACACUGGAUCCACUUAUCGAGUAGGGGAGACUUACGAGCGCCCCAAGGACUCCAUGAUCUGGGACUGUACUUGCAUUGGAGCUGGACGUGGGAGAAUCAGCUGCACCAUUGCCAAUCGCUGCCAUGAGGGGGGACAGUCCUACAAGAUCGGCGAUACCUGGCGCCGGCCCCACGAGACUGGCGGCUACAUGCUGGAGUGCGUGUGCCUGGGCAACGGGAAGGGCGAGUGGACCUGCAAGCCUGUGGCGGAACGAUGCUACGACAACACGGCUGGGACGUCCUACGUGGUCUGAGCGUUCUACGUGGCAGGUGAGACCUGGGAGAAACCCUACCAGGGCUGGAUGAUGGUGGACUGCACCUGCCUGGGGGAAGGCAGUGGCCGCAUCACCUGCACCUCCAGAAAUAGGUGCAAUGACCAUGACACCAAGACUUCCUACAGAAUUGGAGACACCUGGAGCAAGAAGGACAACCGUGGAAACUUGCUUCAGUGCGUCUGUACCGGUAACGGCAGAGGCGAAUGGAAAUGCGAAAGACAUACGGCCCUGCAUACGACUAGCACUGGAUCUGGCUCUCCUAGCUUCACAAACGUGCAGACUGCCUUGUACCAGCCCCAGCCACAACAGCCCCAGCCUCAGCCAUACGGCCAGUGCAUCACUGAUAACGGGGUGGUGUACUCUCUGGGUAUGCAGUGGCUCAAGACACAGGGCAGCCAGCAAAUGCUUUGUACCUGCCUGGGCAAUGGAGUCAGCUGCCAGGAAAUAGCCGUGACCCAAACGUAUGGUGGCAAUUCUGAUGGAGAAGCUUGUGUUCUGCCUUUCACCUAUGAUGGGAGGACUUUCUAUUCCUGCACCACUGAAGGCCGCACGGAUGGGCACCUCUGGUGCAGCACCACUUCCAACUUCGAGCAGGACAGGAGAUACUCCUUCUGUACUGAGCAGAACGUUCUGGUCCAGACACGUGGUGGCAAUUCCAAUGGUGCUUUGUGCCAUUUCCCCUUCUUGUACAACAACCGCAACUACACUGACUGUACUUCUGAGGGACGGAGGGACAACAUGAAGUGGUGUGGAACCACUGAGAACUACGACGCUGACCAGAAGUUUGGGUUCUGCCCUAUGGCUGCCCAUGAGGAAAUCUGCACAACCAACGAUGGUGUCAUGUACCGUGUUGGGGACCAGUGGGAUAAGCAACACGACAUGGGCCAUAUGAUGAGAUGUACUUGUGUAGGAAACGGCCGCGGAGAAUGGACUUGCAUUGCCUAUUCCCAGCUCAGAGACCAGUGCAUCGUGGACGGAAUUACCUAUGAUGUGAACCAGACCUUCCACAAGCGGCAUGAUGAGGGGCACAUGCUGAACUGCACAUGCUUCGGCCAGGGCCGGGGGAGAUGGAAAUGCGAUCCUGUUGAUCAGUGCCAGGAUUCAGAAACCCGUACCUUUUACCAAAUUGGAGAUUCGUGGGAGAAGUACGUCCAUGGUGUCAGAUACCAGUGCUAUUGCUAUGGUCGUGGUAUUGGAGAGUGGCAUUGCCAGCCCCUGCAGACCUAUCCUGGAUCAACUGGGCCUGUUCAGGUGAUCAUCACAGAGAGUACAAAUCAGCCAAAUUCCCAUCCCAUCCAGUGGAAUGCUCCUGAACGAUCUCACAUCACCAAGUACAUCUUGCGCUGGAGACCGAAAAACUCUGCAAGGCAGUGGAAGGAAGCCACUGUCCCUGGCUACCAGAACUCCUACACCAUCUCAGGCCUGAAGCCUGGUGUGAUAUACGAAGGCCAGCUUAUCAGUGUUCAGCGGUAUGGCCAUAAAGAAGUCACACGUUUUGAUUUUACCACAACCAGCACCACAGCAGUGACAAGCAACACUGUUUCAGGAGAGACAACUCUUCUUCCUCCCAUGGUUGCUACUUCGGAAUCAGUCACUGAAAUCACAUCCAACAGCUUUGUUGUCUCCUGGGUUUCUGCUUCUGACACAGUUUCUGGAUUUCGUGUUGAGUAUGAGCUGAGCGAGGAGGGUGAUGAGCCACAGUAUCUUGAUCUUCCAAGCACAGCCACAUCUGUCAACAUCCCUGACUUGCUUCCUGGUCGCAAGUAUAUUGUUAACGUCUAUCAGAUCUCUGAAGAAGGCGAGCAGAAUCUGAUCCUGUCUACUUCACAGACUACAGCUCCUGAUGCACCUCCUGAUCACACCGUGGAAAGUGUAGAUGACACAUCAAUUGUCAUUAGCUGGAGCAGACCACAGGCUCCGAUCACAGGCUACAGAAUUAUCUACACACCCUCUGUGGAAGGCAGCAGCACAGAGCUCAACCUGCCUGACACUGCAACCUCUGUAACGCUCAGUGACUUGAUGCCGGGUGUUCAGUACAACAUCAGUAUCUACGCAGUGGAAGAAAACCAGGAGAGCACCCCGAUCUUCAUCCAGCAGGAAACCACAGGCGUCCCACGCACAGAUGAAGUUCCUUCACCCAGAGAUCUGCAGUUUGUGGAGGUGUCUGAUAUCAAGAUCACCAUCAUGUGGACCCCCCCACAGAGCCAAGUGUCUGGCUAUCGAGUGGAAGUGAUCCCUGUCAACCGCCCUGGCCAACACGGCCAGAGGCUGCCUGUCACCAGGAGCUCUUUCGCUGAAGUCAUUGACCUGCUCCCGGGAACAACCUAUCUCUUUAAGAUCUUUGCCGUGAGCCAGGGCAGGGAGAGCAAACCUUUGACUGGAGAGCAAACCACCAAGCUUGAUGCCCCCACCAACCUGAGGUUUCUCAACACCACGGAGCAUUCGGUGUUAGUGUUGUGGACGCGGCCUCGUGCCGUGAUCACAGGAUACCGGCUGACUGCAGGUCCCACAAGAGGAGGUCAACCAAGGACCUACAAUGUUGGACCUUCUGCCACCAAGUACCUUCUCAGGAACUUGCAGCCUGGCACUGAGUACACCGUGUACCUCGUGGCAGUUAAAGACGACCUGCAGAGUGCCAGAGAGACUGGAGUCUUCACAACUUAUCAGCCUGUGGGCUCCGUUCCUCCUUUUAACACAGAGGUGACUGAGACUUCGAUUGUCAUCACCUGGACGCCUGCCCCAAGGAUUGGUUUCAAGCUGGGUGUGCGCCCGAGUCAAGGUGGAGAGGCUCCCCGGGAGGUCAUCUCUGAUUCUGGCAGCAUCGUGAUAUCUGGCCUGACCCCUGGAGUGGAGUACACGUACAGCCUCACAGUCCUGAUGGACGGCCAGGAGAGAGAGACUCCCAUCAUCAGGAGAGUGACCACACCAUUGUCUCCGCCAACCAACCUGCGCCUGGAGCCCAAUCCUGAUACUGGGAUCUUGAUAGUCUCUUGGGACAGAAGCACAACUCCAGGCAUCACUGGGUACCGAGUGACCACUGCUCCUACCAACGGGCAGCAGGGCUCUACCUUGGAGGAAGUAGUAGGUGCAGAUCAGACCACCUGCACCUUUGAAAACCUAAACCCUGGUGUGGAGUACAACGUCAGUGUUUACUCAGUCAAGGACAACCAGGAGAGCAUCCCCAUCUCUGAAACCGUCACACCAGAGGUGCCCCAACUCACUGACCUAAGCUUUGUUGACAUAACUGACUCGAGCAUCGGCCUGAGGUGGACCCCGCUAAAUGCCUCCACCAUUAUUGGUUACCGCAUCACAGUAGUUGCGGCAGGAGAAAGUGUCCCCAUUUUUGAAGAUUUUGUGGACUCCUCAGUAGGAUACUACACAGUCACAGGCUUGGAGCCGGGCAUUGAUUACGACAUCAGUGUAAUCACACUCAUUAAUGGCGGAGAGAGCGCCCCUACCACUCUGACACAGCAAACGGCUGUGCCUCCUCCCACUGAUCUCCGCUUCACUAACGUGGGGCCUGAUACUAUGAGAGUUACUUGGACUGCACCAACUUCCAUCAUGCUGAGCAGUUUCUUGGUGCGCUACUCGCCUGUGAAGAAGGAGGAAGAUGUGGCAGAGCUGACAAUUUCACCCUCGGACAAUGUGGUGGUGUUAACGAAUCUGCUUCCUGGUACUGAAUAUCUGGUGAGAGUCUACAGUGUUUCUGAGCAACACGAGAGUGCGCCUUUGUCUGGAAUCCAGAAAACAGGUCUUGAUUCCCCUACUGGCCUUGACUUCUCGGAUAUAACGGCUAACUCUUUCACCGUCCACUGGAUUGCUCCUCGUGCCACCAUUACGGGCUACAAAAUCCGACAUCACCCAGAGCAUGGUGGUGGCAGGCCCAAGGAGGACCGCGUGCCACCCUCACGAAACUCCAUCACCCUUACCAACCUGCUUCCAGGGACUGAGUACGUGGUCAGCAUCAUAGCCAUCAACGGCAGGGAGGAGAGCGUGCCCUUGGUUGGCCAACAAACAACAGUGUCUGAUGUUCCAAGGGACCUGGAAGUCACCCCAUCCAGCCCAACUAGCCUUGUGAUUUCCUGGGAUGCUCCUGCAGUGACAGUCAGAUACUACCGGAUCACUUACGGUGAAACAGGUGGAAACAGCCCUGUGCAGGAGUUUACAGUGCCUGGCACUAUGUCAACUGCUACCAUCACUGGCCUCAAACCCGGCGUAGACUACACCAUCACCGUGUAUGCUGUAACUGGCCGUGGAGACAGCCCUGCCAGUAGCAAGCCAGUCUCUGUCACCUACAGAACAGAAAUAGACACACCAUCCCAGAUGCAAGUUACCGAUGUCCAGGACAACAGUAUCAGCAUCAGAUGGCUCCCUUCAACAUCCCCUGUCACAGGGUACCGGGUGACAGCUGUCCCCAAGAAAGGACACGGGCCCACAAAAACUAAAAAUGUCCCUGCAGAUCAAACACAAGUCACUAUUGAAGGUCUGCAGCCCACGGUUGAGUAUAUGGUCAGUGUCUAUGCUCAGAAUCAGAAUGGAGAGAGCCUCCCCUUGGUGGAGACAGCUGUCACCAACAUUGACCGCCCUAAAGGACUAACAUUCACUGAGGUGGAUGUUGAUUCCAUCAAAAUUGCUUGGGAAAGCCCGCAGGGGCAAGUCACCAGGUACAGGGUGACCUACUCAAGCCCUGAGGAUGGAAUCCAUGAGCUAUUGCCGGCCCCAGGUGGUGAAGAAGACACUGCUGAGCUGCAUGGCCUCAGGCCAGGUUCUGAGUACACUAUCAAUAUCGUUGCCAUUUACGAUGACAUGGAGAGCCUGCCCCUCACUGGGACCCAGUCCACAGCGAUUCCACCUCCUACAAACCUGAAGUUUACUCAGGUAACUCCCACCAGCCUUACCGUCAACUGGAACGCACCAAACGUUCGCCUCACUGGCUACAGAGUCAGAGUGAACCCCAAAGAAAAGACUGGUCCUAUGAAAGAAAUCAACCUUUCUCCGGACAGUACAUCUGCUGUCGUGUCAGGAUUAAUGGUAGCAACCAAGUAUGAAGUGAGCGUCUAUGCCCUGAAGGACUCUUUGACCAGCCGCCCGGCCCAGGGAGUGGUCACCACCCUUGAAAAUGUUAGUCCCCCUCGCAGGGCCCGUGUGACUGAUGCCACCGAGACAACCAUCACCAUAACCUGGAGGACUAAGACUGAGACCAUUACUGGCUUCCAAGUUGAUGCCGUCCCAGCGAGUGGCCAGAACCCCAUUCAAAGGACCAUCAGCCCCGAUGUUCGGAGUUACACUAUCACUGGCUUGCAACCUGGCACCGACUACAAGAUCUACCUUUACACUCUGAACGAGAAUGCACGCAGUUCCCCAGUAGUGAUUGAUGCCUCCACAGCUAUCGAUGCUCCAUCUAACCUGCGCUUCCUUACGACGACAAGCAACUCCCUCCUGGCUACCUGGCAGCCUCCACGAGCCAAGAUCACAGGCUACAUCAUCAGAUAUGAGAAACCUGGCUCGCCAGCCAAGGAGGUUCUGCCUCGUCCUCGGCCCGGCACCACGGAAGCUACUAUUACUGGUUUGGAACCAGGAACUGAAUACAUCCUCUACAUCAUCGCUGUGAAGAACAAUCAAAAGAGCGAACCACUUGUUGGCAGAAAAAGGACAGAUGAGCUUCCCACGUUGAUUACCAGACCGCACCCCAACCAACCUGACAUUCUCGACGUACCUUCCAUUGACGACGGGACCCCUUACCUCACAAACAAUAGGUAUGACAAUGGGAACGGUAUCCAACUUCCAGGCACCUCUGGGCACCCGCAGACAAUAGGACACCAGGGCCAACAAGUCUUCUUUGAGGAGCACGGCUACAGACGGCCUGUGCCCACUACAGCAACUCCCCUUAGGCCGGGGUCAAGGAGGCAACCACCGAACGUAGACGAAGCGAUUGAAAUCCCCGGGUACCAAGUGCCUAUCAUAGUCGAACCUUCGUACCCACACUCCCGUGGGCCCAGGCGCAACGACACCACAGGUCAAGAAGCUCUUUCUCAGACAACUAUCUCUUGGAGGCCGUUGCUGGAGAGCUCCGAAUACAUCAUCUCCUGUCAGCCAGUCAGCCAGGAUGAAGAUACUCUGCAGUUCAGGGUUCCUGGAACUUCCUCCAGUGCUACACUCACUGGUCUUACAAGAGGGGCCACCUACAACAUUAUAGUGGAAGCCCUGAAAGAUCACCGGAGACAAAAGGUGCUGGAGGAGGUGGUCACAGUUGGCAACACUGUGUCUGAAAGAAUAAACCAGCCGGCUGAUGACACCUGCUUCGAUACUUACACUGGCUCCUUCUAUUCCAUUGGCGAGGAAUGGGAGCGGUUAUCUGAAACUGGCUUUAAACUCUGGUGCCAGUGCUUAGGCUUUGGCAGUGGUCAUUUCAGAUGUGAUUCUUCUAAGUGGUGCCACGAUAAUGGUGUAAACUAUAAGAUUGGGGAGAAGUGGGACCGGCAAGGGGAGAAUGGCCAGAUGAUGAGCUGCACCUGCCUUGGAAAUGGGAAAGGAGAAUUCAAGUGUGAACCUCAUGAGACCACGUGCUACGAUGAUGGGAAGAUGUACCAGGUUGGAGAGCAGUGGCAGAAGGAGUACUUCGGGGCCAUCUGCUCCUGCACUUGUUACGGGGGACAGCAGGGCUGGCGUUGUGACAACUGCCGCAGACCCAGCGUGGAGGUGGCCCCCGAGGGCUCUGCUGGCCAUACCUACACACAGUUUACACAGAGAUACCACCAGGCGACAAACACCAACGUCAACUGCCCCAUUGAGUGUUUCAUGCCCCUAGAUGUACAGGCAGACACACAACAUCCACGGGGAAAGUAACAUCCAGCAAGACUUCUUGCGGCACUGGCAACAGGCAAACCAAAGCAUAAUUACCUAUCUGCCACGAUUACCAUCCAAACUGGAGUGAUGCUAGCAAAACUGCAUCUUUUGAGAAUGGCCCCCUGCUCUGGAGCCAUUUUCCCAGCUUAAGCUCAACUCACAGCUUCUCCAAGCGCCACUCUUGGAGUGUUUCAGACUUUUCUCGUGAUUGAUAGCAAUUUGUCUUGUUUUUUGCUCAAAGUGUUGACUACCAGUCAGUAUUUUCAAAUCUAAAGGAAACAGUGGGGAGAUGCUAAAUCACAAAUUGGUGGGGGGAUCAAAAUGUUAAGGGUGGGGGGGGGGGGGGAGAAAUUCAAGGUUCCCGUGCUAUGCAAAGAACAUGUGAGUACAACAUUACUGAAGUUUAGAGAUAGGAAAGUCCACCGAACACUUCUGCUUUCACAUAAGCGUGCAGCCAGCAAUAAGAUAGGAACAGCAAAUCCAAUCACUGUGAUAUUUAAAAUAUGCACAGUCUUAAUUCUUUCUCAAUGAUCCUAGUAUUUUUUCUAGCUGUAUCUUUAUAUCUCAUACUGUUAUUUAUCAGUUUUGUUCCCCUGACCUUCAAGUGUUUUUAUAUGGGAAUAAAAUGUAUUGAAGACACUUAGUAUGCAGUUGACAAAGAGGAAUUUGGUGUAAUUAUGAUCAGUGAUUAUUUUUAUACUUUAAAUGCCAAAGCUUUACUACUGUGGAAAAGAAAAAAACACAACUCUUUUAAUAAAAAGAUUUACAAACCAG